Molecule: messenger RNA, 1456 nt
Organism: Rhinolophus ferrumequinum (greater horseshoe bat)
Lineage: Eukaryota; Metazoa; Chordata; Mammalia; Chiroptera; Rhinolophidae
Gene: ECI1
Product: enoyl-CoA delta isomerase 1
Exons: 7
Coding region: 205-1119 (304 amino acids)
Biological process (GO): fatty acid beta-oxidation
Cellular component (GO): mitochondrion
Molecular function (GO): enoyl-CoA hydratase activity
Source: RefSeq, a predicted model, not a curated record
GCCCUUUGCAACUGACUAGUCAGGCUGGACGGGUGGGCUCCAGCCUCCAGCGGGAGCAUCCGGAGACCCUGAGUUCUGAGGAUUUAAGCUCCGGCCGUUGCGGUAGGGGCGUGGCCUAUAAGGAGCAGAAGCCCGCAGCCGCCUCGCCCCACCCCGAGCAGCCAGGACAACCCGGCGCUGUGACCCCGACCGGCUCCGAUCAAGAUGGCGCUGACGGCGGUGAUACGCGUCCCUUCGCGCGCACUGCUCCGCCCGUGGGCCCGCCUCCGGGAUGCAGCCCUCGGGUGGAUCGAGCCGGCGGGCGGCGGCGGCGUCGAGGUCAGCGCGCAGCGCUUCGCGAGCCAGAAGGUCCUGGUGGAGCCCGACCCGGCCGCAGGGGUCGCUGUGAUGAAGUUCAAGAACCCCCCGGUGAACAGUCUCAGCCUAGAGUUGCUGACGGAGUUGGUCAUCAGCCUGGAGAAACUGGAAAAUGACAAGACCGUCCGAGGCGUUGUGUUAACUUCAGACUGCCCGGGGAUCUUCUCAGCCGGCCUGGACCUGACAGAAAUGUGCGGGAGGAACCCAGCGCACUACGCUGAGUACUGGAAGGCCGUGCAGGAGAUGUGGCUGCGGCUGUACCUGUCCAACCUGGUGCUGGUUGCCGCCAUCAACGGAGCCUCCCCUGCCGGAGGCUGCCUCAUAGCCCUCACCUGCGACUACCGGGUUAUGGCUGACAACCCCAAGUACUGCAUUGGGCUGAAUGAGACCCUGCUGGGCAUCGUCGCCCCCUUCUGGUUCAAAGAUAAUCUUGUGAACACCAUUGGGCAUCGCGCCUCAGAGCGCGCUCUGCAGCUGGGGUUGCUCUUCCCGCCGACAGAGGCCCUCCAGGUGGGCAUGGUGGACAAGGUGGUGCCCAAGGACCAGGUACAGAGCACAGCGCUCUCAGUGCUGGCCCAGUGGAUGGCCAUUCCAGACCACGCUCGACAGCUGACCAAGAACAUGAUGCGAAAGCCCACCGCGGACCGCCUGCUGAAACAGCGCGAUGCGGAUAUCCAGAACUUUGUCAGUUUCAUCUCCAGAGACUCCAUCCAGAAGUCGCUGCAGAUGUACUUAGAAAAGCUCAAACAAAAGAAAGGCUAGGCCACCCACACAGGCUCUGGGCAUAUAUGGCCUUCGGGGGUCCUCUGGUCUCAAGGGGUUUUAAACUAGGUAUUUUCCAGCUUGAAAGUCCUUUCAGCUCUUUGUUUUGCUGAUCUUCUUCUCAGAAGGCCCUUUUCCUUGUAGCUAGCGUCCUAAUGCCCACCACCACCCACCAGUGCCUUUCCUGCCUGGCAGCUGGGCAGGGUGAGGUCGGCGGGCAGUGUCUGGCUUUGGGAAUCAUGAACUGGCAGGUGGGACCGUGUGGACCUCAGCAGUGUCACCACUGAGUGUCUCCUUUCCUAAAGCAGAAUUGUGAAUAAAGUCCUCUGGUUGUCCA